AAUUUUUGUAUGCAAACUUAUAACAACCCUGAUGGUUAAUUUGAAUCAAUACGAGAUAUUGAUAGAGACCUCAUUACAUAACAAAAUCUGGAAAAUCAUAUCCCACCAUAAAAUCCUCUUCCACCACCAUAAAAACCUAUUAAUCCAGAAUUAAAAGGCAAUGUAUUAUAUAAUUACUAAAUUAAAAAAGAUCUUUCGUGAAAUGAGUAUUAAUAGAAAAAGUGAAGGAUUUCUAUAAUUCAAAACAUCUGAAGAAUUUAUACUUACUAAUGCAAAAUAACAUUUACUUUGUUCUGAUACUGUCAUAGAACAGCUAGACUUAAGAGUUCUAAUCUCUGAUCGUAGUCUCUAAUCAAUUAUAUCUUUUUUAAAAGAACGUAUUACCUUAGAAUAAAAUAAUGUUAAAUUAUUAACUCAUAAAAAUCCUUCAUUUCUCUCUAUCUUUAAAGAUUAAGAUCAAGUCAUCUAUCCUAAAUUUUCAGCUUCAUUAGAACAUCUCAAUUAAUUACAUUAGUCAUAAGGCAAAUCACUUUAGAUUUUAAUUACAAAUAUGGAAAAAAUGAUAAAAGAAAAAUUCGAAACAAAUAUUAAUGCUUAUUCUAGUAAUAUUAAUGCAAUUGUUGCAAAAAUUAAAACAAAAAGAAAAUCAGCAAGAGAAUAGCUUGCUAUUCUUAAUGAAAGAAGCAAGAAAUUUUAUAAAUUAUAUAAUGAAAUGAUGAGUAAUGGAGGUAAUCAUAAAAAAAGGUCUAAAGAUCUUUUCAAUUAAGAAAGAAAGUUUAAGCAUGUUAUGCAUUAAUAAAUUAUUUAAUUAGCUCAAUUAGGAGAAGAUAUAAUUGCAUAUUAUAAUGAAAUUAUUAAAUAAGAAUCUUAAAGAUUAGAAAUAAUUUCAGUAGGAAUGAGAUAUUAUUUGGAAAAAUUCCAUGAAACAUACUUAUGUUUGGUGAAUAAAUUUAUGAAAUUACUUUUUAUAGAAUCAUAUCAUUAUUUACAUAUUUUAAAUUAUAUAAUACAGUUACGUAGUUUAAUUAUAAAAUUUUAAUUUAUUUAGGGAAGUUUUAAUUUUGCUUCAUUAAAAUGUGAUGAAAUUUUAUGAUUAAAACUUAAAAAAACAUGGAUUAAAAAUAAAUCUGAUUUUAAAAUAGAAUUUGUAAAAAAUUGAUUAUUAAAAGAUAGAUUCAAUACAACUCCAAGUGCUUAGGUGUAAUUGGUAUUACAGAAAUUUAAGGAGUAUAAUUCAAUAGAGGAAAGCAGUUGAAUAAUAUUUAAGGAUGUGGGAUUUAUUAAGGAUAUUUUAAACUCUCAGGAAAUAGGAUUUCCUUAAAUAAAAUAUUAUUUAACUUAAUUUCCUUUAUCAUUAGUGAAACCAACAUUACCAUAAACAAAUCCUUUUAUUUUGAAAUUUUUUUCUCGAGUAUAGUGAGAUGUUGGAUCAGUACUGACAGAAUAAUAAAAUUGUUUAGCAAUAGUAUCAAUAGACAGAAAUAUAUUAUUAUAUGA
Molecule: messenger RNA, 1497 nt
Organism: Paramecium sonneborni
Lineage: Eukaryota; Ciliophora; Oligohymenophorea; Peniculida; Parameciidae
Source: the annotation of a GenBank genome assembly